Molecule: messenger RNA, 1423 nt
Organism: Ricinus communis (castor bean)
Lineage: Eukaryota; Viridiplantae; Streptophyta; Magnoliopsida; Malpighiales; Euphorbiaceae
Source: RefSeq, a predicted model, not a curated record
AGAAGCGGAUAUCGUAUGAUUCGUAUCCAUCAUGGAAGUAAAAGUCCACGGAUCAAACUUGUCAUAAUCGUCGUCACUUCUGCUUACUGGAAAAAACUACCUCUCUCUGACUCAAAUGAAAUGUCCCCAAAAAACUCAUAACGACCGCCGCAGCCACCGCCAUAAAAGAUGACAUCCUUAACUUACCAACUAUUCUCAUCAGCAUCCCUAAUCUCACUGGGACUUUACCGUCUAAUCUUCGCAACUCGUAACUACCUCAAAUCUCCCCAAUCUUACAUCGCCAAACCCUACCAUCCUCUCCCUUUUUCCUCCUCCUCUCGCUUCAAACACCUCCAGCUCUACCUCCUAAUCCUUUGCCUCCUCAUUUCCUUCACUCACCAAACCAUUAUCUCCUCCGACUCUGACCCUCUCUUAAAAGGCCGCACGCCCGUGCACCGCUUCACUUCUCUCCAAUCGGCGUCACUCAUCUUCCUCUUUCUCAUUCUCUCGCUCGCUCUUCUUUUAUCGGAAACUACCUCUCUCCUCCCUCUGCCGCCGGAUCUCUUCUUCGCUAUUGGCUCCGCUCUUCUCUUUUUACAGUACUCUGUAGCUUCUUCCGCCUCUGCAGUCCAGACUUCUGAUAUAGAAGCAAAAUGCGAUACGAUUUUCGCGCGAAUUUCGUUUGUUCUCGGUUUCUUAUGUUUGAUUUUGGCGUUUAAACCUAGGGUUUUUAUUGCUGAUGUUGGAUUAGGCGGUGCGUUUUGUUUGUUAGGUCUUUGGGCUCUUCAGACCGGGCUUUCGCUUUGUUUUAUUCCGGAAGGUUGUCAUAGGUUAUUGGAUGUGGUGAAUGGUAUUGAGGGGUCUACUAAGUGUGAUCUAGAAGAGUCUAAGUUACGCGCCGUCGCGAUUUUGGAUCUGAUGUUUGUGAUUCAUGUUAUGUUUGUCAUUGUUAUUGUUAUGGUUAUUUAUGGUGUUGUAGCUAAGAGUGUUGGUGGGGUUAGAAGAUUGGGGUCUUAUGAAGCUCUACCUACUACUACUAGUACUGCUGCUGAUUCUAAUCAUAUUCAGAUGAAGGCUUUGACCGGCACUCAGGCUUGAUCGUUUUAACUGUCCAUAACCAGAAGAAAUCCAGAAUUACUUGUUAAUCAGGUCUUUGGGUCAUGAGUCCAUUUGAGCGUGUGGGAGAUUGGGAGACUGUAUGAUCUUUGUGGUUGUAGCAGCAACUGAUGAGGGAAGAAAGAAUAUAGUAUGGCAUUUUGUAGAUGAAUAUAUCUAUCCACCUAGGCAUUCGAAUCAUAUUUUUUUGCAUGAACACCCCUGUAUGUAAACUUUGAAGUCAGUGUUGCUUGGGUGAUGUAAUACGAACAUUAACAAUAAGAGGCCGGUGGAGGAUAUUUAAUCAAAUAUGAUGUAGUAUCCAGAGUAUGUCAUCAUUAUUUUUAUU